Molecule: messenger RNA, 2657 nt
Organism: Amoebophrya sp. A25
Lineage: Eukaryota; Dinophyceae; Syndiniales; Amoebophryaceae
Source: the annotation of a GenBank genome assembly
AAAAACACACCCUUGUUUGUUUUCUCCGUAGGAUACUAAGUAUAAUGGUACCUAUUUUUACAGGAGGCAAAAGUACGAAAAGACUAGCAUUUAGCGAGGAAGGUCACGAUCAAUGAUAAAAGAAAAAAGGAAAGUACUAUCCUCGAAACAAAAAUAACACGUCGCACUUACCUUGUUCGUCGGAGAUAAAGAGAACACUUCCCAUAAGUUGUAUUCUGUUGUAGGUGUUGACUUUUCAUUGUGAAUACAGUCAGAUUCUGCAGGAUUCCCUCUAUGAUCGGCAAAGGAUGGAGACGGACAUUGUUGCGAACCGUGCCGAGAAGGGUCUUCAAGUAUGGUGUAGUACCCUUUGGGUCUCUACUUGCAGCGCGGCAAGUAGCCAGAAAACACCUGGAAACGCAGUUGCGCGAACUCGAAGAAACAGAGAAAUGGUGUCGCCGGAGGAGGGGUACGGGAAAGACCGAACAAGAAGAACAAGGGUUUUUACUAAAAGGAGAAGGAGCGACGAGGACAGACUCAGGUGGGAAGAAAGUAGGAGUGCCUCCUGGCUUCCAAGAAGGAGACGAGGUAGAAAAUGCCAUCCUCGAAGACACCACCUCGUCAAUACAAGGAAUACCAAGAGGACUUCCACCACGAGGAGAAAAGCUCAUCCCUCAACAAGAAGCGCAGCGUCUGCUGGCAAUAGGUGAAAGAUGCAACAUCAUGGGUGAGAUGCGCUUAGACUAUGACAACAUCCGUCGAUGGCACUUGGAGCGAGGUCUCUAUGGCGCAAUCGUCGUUCGCCAGCUAGAUUACGUUGAUGGAGGGUACGUCAAUAUCCUUUCGACGGACGUGGGGGAUUCAAGUGAAGAAAGUGGUUAUUUCGCAGUGCUGGUUCAAGAAGACAAGGAAGAGCAUGAGCAGCAAAAGUCGAAUGGACAACAAGAGCAGCAAUUUUAUAGCGCAGGGCAAGGACACGGACGCCAGGUCUUCUUAACACAACAAGGAACAGCAGUUGUAGAGAAGGCAAAACAAAACUACUUCCAUUUUCAAAAUAACGUCCUACGACACCUUACCACAUCAGCCACUGCAGCCAGUGAAUUGGCAAAAUCUUUGGUGCCUGAGAAUUUCGAGAGGCCUACAGUCGAUAGAAUUCUGGCGGAAACAGAAGCAAUGAGACGUGAGUGCUACUACCUAUACUACGAACUGUGUCCACGCACAGGCAAGCGCUCGUAUGAAGUCUUCAUUCGCGGAACCACGAUUACAUCGGAUUGGCUUCGGAAUCUGAAUAAUCGUUAUGAAGAGGGUGGAGCUUGAACUGGUGUUUUUUUUUGUCAAAUCUGAACGGUCGUUGGGAUUGGGUUGUACGUAUACAUAGAUACUUAUAACGGAGUAGAUAGUAGACGUAGAGCUAGAGGCUGCCUUUUCAUUCUGGUGAAAAGUAGUCGUUGGCGUAGUGAUAGAACAGAAUCCUACUGCACUCAGAGCCGGUCUUGACUCUAACCCAUAAAAAUCUUCGACAAGGAGAUCGGGACCUACUGUCACGCGGGGUUUCUGAGCAAGGCGAACGUCUUGCUACGAGAUUUGGAACCACUACUGCAAGAUCGGGAGGGAGAAAUUCAUCUACACGGCCACUCAUUGGGGGGCGCGAUGGUUAAGGCUUAAAACUAAGUAUGUCGUGAUCUUCGGUUCUAUUUAUUUAAUCUGCCAUAGGCGUUACUCACGCCCGAAGCAGUCGGUUUUAUAUAGCCGCCGCGUCUCUACUCGGGUCGCUACGGAAGCAGGCAGCUCUGAGUUGCUAGUGGUUCGAAUGAGUGAGUGAAUGAAUCAGUUGGACGCACGGACACGAUGAGUCGUUUACAAUCAUGCUCCUUCGUCAAUGAAGUCGAGGCUGAGGAGGAUUUCUCUGAAUAGAAGAGGUUUCACAUUCAUGGAGACACAUCAUGAUCGGACUAGGAGCUUCAUCUACUCUAAUUCCGCAGGCAUCAUCGGUCUCAAGCUCCAGAAACGUGGGUUCCACGUGAAACAAGUGACAACCUUUGGCGCACCGAAAUUCCUGACCAACUUUGGUUAUGGGGGAUUGGAGGAAGAUGGCCCCGGAGGUGAGUUCCUGACCAACUUUGGUUAUGGAGGGUUGGAGGAAGAUGGCCGUGAGCAGAAAGACGAGAAGAAUCGCAAUUUCAUCAACAUCCGAAGUCCGAAUGAUCCAGUGCCGUUUUUGCCCAUAGAAGGCCCUCUUGGCUACAAUUUGAAGGGAGGCUACAUUCCUUUGGGGCGUGGGUUGAAUCUUUUGCCUGGUGGAGGAUCAAAGUCUAGUACCAUUCUCACCGAAGAAACACCCGUCCAUCCAAGUCAUCCAUUCCUACACUGGUUGCGCAGAUGCUUUUUACUUGUACCACUUGAGGAUCAUGAAUCUCAUCGGUUGAAGGCAUAUUUGGAAGAUCUUAGGAUUUUUUGCGCAUCCAAUGUUGUGGAGCCUUGUUUGGCACCUCAAACUUGAGAUGGCUUCAUGUUGUAAUUUUCCGUCUACUAACUUCCUCCGUCACCUUCUUCUACGCAACAAAACAACUUCAGCUUUUUUAAGGCGCCCUCCUGGCGGGAGACGUGAGGACACGGCCUUCGAGAAUUGUACGAGAUGAAAAAUAGAACAACAAAUGCUGCCGUCACAGGAAAAUAAC